Molecule: messenger RNA, 2300 nt
Organism: Vidua macroura (Pin-tailed whydah)
Lineage: Eukaryota; Metazoa; Chordata; Aves; Passeriformes; Viduidae
Gene: SAMD4B
Product: sterile alpha motif domain containing 4B
Biological process (GO): negative regulation of translation; regulation of mRNA stability; nuclear-transcribed mRNA poly(A) tail shortening
Cellular component (GO): P-body
Molecular function (GO): translation repressor activity; protein binding; mRNA binding
Source: RefSeq, a predicted model, not a curated record
UUGGCCCAUUGGCGGCGGCGCCGUGACGCAGCGACGCAGCGUGCGUGCCGUACGCGCUGACGUUGCGCGGCGGCGGCGGCGGUGGACGCUCCGGACCCUCCCCCGCGCUCCCAGCCCGGGGGGGCCCCUCGGCACCCCCCGCCCGCACCCCCCAUGCGCUGCCCGGCCCGGGGGGGCCCCCCCGCCACGUGAGGGGGGGCAGGGCCGCCUCCCCUUCCCCCCCACCCCCGCCCCAAACCCCGGCCGCGCCGCCCCCCAGCCCAGCCAUGAUGUUCCGGGACCAGGUGGGGAUCGUGGCCGGCUGGUUCCGCGGCUGGAGCGAGUGCGAGCAGACGGUGGCACUGCUGGCGCUGCUCAAGCGCGUCACCCGCACCCAGGCCCGCUUCCUGCAGCUCUGCCUCGAGCACUCGCUGGCCGACUGCCCCGACAUCCACCUGCUCGAGGCCGAGGCCAACAGCGCCGCCGCCAUCUCGCAGUGGCCGCAGGAGCCGGCCGAGGCGGCGGUGGCCCUGCUGCUGGCCCACCUGCCGCUGCUGCAGCCGGGCAACGCGGCGGCCAAGGCCGAGUACAUGAAGCGGCUGCAGAAGGUGCUGGCGGACGCCAUCGAGAGCAACCGCUGCGUGGAGGAGUCGCGGCAGCUGCUGUCCUACGCCCUCAUCCACCCGGCCACCACGGCCGAAGACCGCAGCGCGCUGGCCCUGUGGCUCGGCCACCUGGGAGGAGCGCCUGGCCCCCGCCCGGCCCCGCCGCCCCCCGCGCCCCCCCGGGGCCGGCCCCCGGCCCACGAGUGGCCCCCCGAGCCCCCCGAGCCCGGGGGCGGCGGCUCGGCGGGGGGGGGGGCGUGGGCAGAGCAGCACCCCCCGGGCACGGCCCCCCGGGAGAACGGGCACCCCCCGUUCCAGCCCCCCGGAGGUACCCCGGGUGCCCCCCCUCCAACGCUGUCCCCCUGUCCCCCAGCCCUGCCGUGCCAGCUGCACCCCAGCCCCCUGAAGCGCUCGCUGGCGCUGGUGCCCGGCAGCCCCCCAGGCCAGCCGGGCCGGCGGCGACUGGGCGGGGCCGGGGGGGCCCCGAGGAGCCCCCCGCGGCCCCCCGCGGGCCCCCCGGCGCCCUUCGGGGAGCACGCGCCGCUGUCCCCGCAGAGCAGCGUGGCCUCGUCGGGCAGCGAGCACACCGAGGAGCCCGGCGGGCGCCCUCCUUCCAGGGAGGACGGCAGCGGCAUGAAGGACGUCCCCUCGUGGCUGAAGAGCCUGCGGCUGCACAAGUACGCGGCGCUGUUCGCGCAGAUGAGCUACGAGGAGAUGAUGACGCUGACCGAGCACCACCUGGAGUCCCAGAACGUCACCAAGGGCGCCCGGCACAAGAUCGCCCUGAGCAUCCAAAAGCUGCGGGAGCGGCAGAGCGUCCUCAGGGCGCUGGAGAAGGACAUCCUCGAGGGGGGCAACCUGUGGACGGCGCUGCAGGAGCUGCAGCAGAUCCUGGUGACCCCCAUCAAGGCCUUCCGGCCCCCCCGGCCGCGCCCCCACCCCCCGGGCCCCCCGAUGGGGCCCCCCCCGAGGCCUUCGCGCCCCCCCCCGGCCCCUGAGGCCGAGGCCCCCGCGGCCCCGGUGCCCGACGGGGACAUCCCGGGCCAGUUCACCACGCGCGUCAUGGGCAAGGUGUGCACCCAGCUCCUGGUGUCGCGGCCGGACGAGGAGAACAUCACCAGUUACCUCCAGCUGCUUGAGAAGUGCCUGAGCCACGAGGCGUUCACGGAGACGCAGAAGAAGCGGCUCCAGUCCUGGAAGCAGCAGGUGCUGAAGCUGCUCCGCGCCUUCCCCAAGAAGGGGCCCCUGGACGGCCCCCCCGGAUACCGGCCCCCCAAAAGCUGGGCCUUCGGCUCCAACUCUCUCCCCAUAGCUGGCUCUGUGGGGGGGGGGCGGACGGGGGGGGGGGGGGGCCGCCCCUUCGCGCUGCCCCCCCGGGCCCUGCCCCCCCCCGCCCGCCUGGGGCUGCUGGGACCCCCUGGGGGGGCCCCCGCCCCCAGACCCCCCCUCGGAGCCCCCCCCUUGGGCACGCAGGGACGGCAGAGCCUUUGGUUCGGGGCCGGGGGGGGGCCCGGGGGGGUCCCCCGGAGCCGCGGGGCCGUGCAGAGGACGCACUCGCUGCCCGUUCACAGCUCGGCCCUGCUCGCCUUCCCCCAGGAGUGUCCCCCACCCGGGACGGACCUGGAGAUCAACCCCACGCUGGAGUCGCUGUGUCUGAGCAUGACCGAGCACGCGCUGGGGGACGGCACAGACAAAACCUCCACCAUCUGAUGGCGC